Molecule: messenger RNA, 2184 nt
Organism: Penicillium canescens
Lineage: Eukaryota; Fungi; Ascomycota; Eurotiomycetes; Eurotiales; Aspergillaceae
Product: putative ABC transporter
Exons: 2
Coding region: 1-2184 (727 amino acids)
Cellular component (GO): mitochondrion
Molecular function (GO): ATP binding; ATP hydrolysis activity
Source: RefSeq, a predicted model, not a curated record
AUGGUGCUACGAACAACAUUGCGGCCCAGGGUCCUGCGCCUGGUUCCAUUUCGCCCGACCCGAUUUGUAUCUUCUGCGCCAGUUAUUCGCAUCGAAAAUGGAACUUUUUACAAGCGCUACCCCACCGACGUCGAAGACUCACCCAAUCCUCCUUUGUUCCCCAACUUGAACUUUACACUGCCCUCCGAACGCACAUCCAAAGAAGAGGGAGCAAAUUUACAGCACUGGGCGAUAAUCGGUCCCUCUGAAAAAACCGACCUCCUGCACAUCCUCCGUGGCCGGGACGUCUGCCUUCCGGCCAAUGCGCGCUCAUAUCCAUACCUUCUCUUAGACAAGGUCGCCGCGAAAGACCCACGUCUACGAUCCGUAUCGAAUGCGAUUCGAUAUAUUGGCUUCAGCGGAGAGGGAUCAGAGGCUAUUGGCGGCACCCGUGGCGCAUACCUGAGUGCGCGCUAUGAGAGCCACCGGGAGGAGACCGACUGGACUGUUGAGCAGUACUUGCGGGGGCAGACCUCCUUGAAUCCCAUGGAGGGUGAGAAUGCUGGCCUGGUACCCCAUGAGCAGUUCUUCAAGCAGAUCAUGACCCAUCUACAUCUCCAGAAAUUGCUGGAUAUGCCAGUCGCGAAUUUAAGCAACGGCCAAACCCGUCGAGCACGAAUUGCCAAAGCUUUGUUGAGAAGGCCGGAGGUAUUACUUCUUGAUGAGCCAUUCAUGGGGUUGGAUCCUGCGACGACUAGGAGCAUUUCGGGUCUGCUCCACAACCUUGCGGAAAGACAAUCACCGCGGCUCAUCUUGGCUCUGCGCCCACAGGACAAGGUCCCCCAAUGGAUCACGCAUACGAUGAUCCUGGGAAACAAUCACCAAGCCCUUUUACAAGGUCCAAAGUCGGAGGUAGAUGAGACCAUUAAAGUUUGGAGUCACUUCUCUGAUCCAUUUGCACCAUUAACCUUUACAUACGACCAAAAUGUUGCGUUUCAGAAAAUGAAAACAGACAUGGAAGCCGGUUUCUUGGAUGCAGAUUUACUCCAAAGCUUGACAAACGGAGUAAACACUACCUUCCCACGGGAAUCAGCAACGUAUCUCGGUGGCGAACCCAUUAUAGAGAUGGAGGGCGUCCGUGUUCAGUAUGGUGAAAAAGCAGUACUCGGAAAUUGGACGCAGGAAGUGAACAAUAAAACAGUUGACGGUUUGCACUGGCGGGUUCGUCGGGGACAACGCUGGGCCAUUAUCGGUGCCAACGGAUCCGGCAAGACAACUCUAGUCUCAAUGAUUACUUCCGACCAUCCACAAACUUAUGCGCAGCCUGUCAAAAUAUUUGGACGAUCUAGGCUUCCGGAGCCUGGCAAACCUGGAAUUUCAAUUUUCGAACUGCAGUCCCGCAUCGGUCACUCAUCACCAGAAAUCCAUGCCUUUUUCCCUCGGCAAUUGACAGUCCGCCAAGCGGUCGAAUCGGCUUUCGCUGAGACCUUCCUCUCGAAACCGAAGUUGAACUCCGAACUUGACCUAGAUGUCAAUGCAGUCCUGAAACAUUUCCAACCUGAGCUUGACCCGGCCGCUGCGAAGAGUGAGAUUCCAGAAGUUAGCACCGAGAUGUUCCCAAAAAUUCCAAAACCUUCUCAAGCCGGUUCCAAGAGAGGAUAUGUCCCGCCUGAACACCAUUGCGACUACGCAGACGAUAUCCGGUUCGGCGAACUCACAACCGCGCAACAGCGCAUCGUACUCUUCAUCCGGGCCCUCGUCCACAGGCCCGACAUUGUCAUUCUCGACGAGGCCUUUUCCGGACUGUCUGCUACGCAACGUGAUAAGUGCAUAGAUUUCAUCGACUGCGGCGAGAGGCCCCGCGCGGCACGUCUAGCAGUCCAACGUAACGCAAAGCCAACCUACCGUUUCAACGGUCUCACGCGAGAGCAGUCAUUGCUCGUGAUCAGCCAUGUGCCCGAAGAGAUCCCAGACAGCGUUCGUUACUUCUUGCGGCUGCCAUCUGAUCCCGGUGUUAAUCAAGCGCCCCUUGAUUUCCGCUUCGGCAUGCUCAGUACCAACAGUUUGCUAAGGAAGCCAUCGGUUUGGGAUAUUGUUUGGUCUGGUGGCAAGGCGUUCAAGGAUGCGACUCGUCGAACUUCCCGUCGCAACAGUGAGGACGUGGGGGCACAAGAUUUGAUUGACUUUGAAUACUAUACGGUUUAG